Messenger RNA from Gekko japonicus, 2960 nucleotides. Its product is annotated as interferon-induced very large GTPase 1-like. Lineage: Eukaryota; Metazoa; Chordata; Lepidosauria; Squamata; Gekkonidae. Bases 1 to 1437 code for a protein of 478 amino acids. The record is from RefSeq and is a predicted model, not a curated record. The transcript has a single exon.
AUGCGUAUUGGAGACUACAUCAAGAAGAGAGAAGAGGAGAUUAUGAAUUAUAGUUCUAGUUAUUUUCAUGAAAUAGUGAAAAUAAUAGAUGAGGAAAUACUUGCUUUUGAAGAAACUGUAACUCUGAAACUAACAUCUUCAUACCGAGUGGAUGUAUCACUCUAUUUGUGCCAAAUGGCAGCACAGAAGUUUGCAGAACUGUAUGAAAUCUUCCAGAAAGAAAGUGAUCCUAUUAUCUAUCUUAACAGCAAGAAAGAAGACUUCUUUAAAUCAUUUGCCAUAUCCUACCAAGGAGCAAAAUCGGCAACAACAUUUGCUGACUUUUUAUGCACCAGCCUUAACUCAGCAAUUUGUGAUGCAAUCUACGAAAAGACAGCGAUUGACAUAGUCAAUGUGAUGAAGACUGAAGACCCAGCUUUCAAUGGUACUCGAGAGAAGUUGGAAAUAAACUUGCUGAUUCAUCUUGCUAAAAAGGAAAAUUUUCAUAAAUACAUGGACUACAUUUAUAAUCCAAGUUAUUCAAUGGCAGAAUUUAUCCAACAAAGAAUUAAUAACUACUGUUUGAAUAAAAGGAAUCCACAAUUAAACAAGUUCUUACAUUCUCAUCUUAACACUUUCAAAGAUCUUAUUCUUUGUGCCAUCAAUGACUCAACCAGAGUUGUUGAAGAUAAAGGAAGCAAUGUAUCCUUGUGGCUGGAUGAAUUCUGCAGCAGGAUAGGAGACAAUUUAUAUCUUCCAAGGCACACCUUGAGCAGCAUUGAACACCAAGAAGUCAUAGGCAUAAAAUUGAUUAAAGAAGCUGUUAGUGACUCACUGGGCCAUGUGCUAGAUGAUUUGGAAAGAACAUUCUCCGAGACUGAUUUGGACCCAUUUUUUGCAAAGCCUCAUGAGAUUCUAUUUGAGCAGGUUAGUGGAUGCAUGAAGCAGUGCCCAUUUUGCAAAGCCGUGUGCACAAACACCAUUCCAGAUCAUGAUGGAGAACAUGGCACUUAUUUCCAUCGGCCACUAGCUAUAACAGGUGUCAAGUGGGAAGGAACAAAUAAUUUUGUUAUUGAUAUUUGCUCCAGUAUUGCAGCAAGUGAUUCCACUUUCAUCUCUGAUGGGAAGAAAAUUCCUUGCAAACAGUAUCGAAAAGCAGGAGCUGAUUACGCAAAGUGGAACAUCCAACCAAGCACUUUUCCACAGUUUUAUUGGAAAUGGUUUGUCUGCCAUUUUAGAAAUGAACUAGAAACUGCCUACCAAGGAGUUUUUGAAGCAAAAGGAAAAAUACCACAUGACUGGGAAAACGUAUCUAGAGAUGAAAUUCUUUUUCUAAUGGAAAUAGACCAUAUGUAUAAGUUAAGAGAUGAAAUUCUAAUGGAAAUAGAGCCCAUUUAUAAGUUAGGAGGUUUCAGGCAAAAACUCCUGACGCUGUUUUCCCCACAGAGUUCUGCUUAGGAUGGCACUGUUGUUUUAAAACAAAAGAGCCCAAGCAUCCUGUUCAUUCAGCCACAAAGGGCUGAACUAGAUAUGACAUUUGGCAUAAAUUGGUUCCAAGGAUCCCCCACCCCCACUUAGAUGGAGUUACAGCCAAAAGUUACUGCCUUUAAAGGAAGAUUGGAAGUGUGCCAGAGCCUGAUUCAUUAAGGACUAUGGCCCUGGAGGAAAAGGCGGCGGUUACCUCAUUAAGCUGUUAUUCCAUAUGCGUUGAUUCAGAGGACAUUUAGACCCAACUUGUAUGAAACAUCUAGUUCAGACCUAAUCAAUAUGAAGGUGUUAUUAUCGCUCUGAUAUAGGCCUGGCUGUGAUAGAUAAAACAAUUUUACAUGGCAGCAGCAUAAUGAUGUGAUCUCAGGAGCUUAGAUAUGUGGCAACACCAUGUGAAGAUGAUAAUUCAACAGUUUGCCGUGCUUAUACCUAUUUGUGGUGAUGAAGAUGGGACGGACAAUUAUAAAGUUCCUUCAUGAGAAUAUGAUGGAUAAGAAAGUUUUCCUAGAAGAGACACCUCAGGUUGAUCACCCAACAUAAAAUAUUUGGGUAAUAAAUGUUGAUAACUGAACAGUCAAGAAAAUGUAUAAAUUCACUUAAGAAUAGGAGGGGCUCCUGUUGAUCAAUGAAAAAGGGCAGUGGUGCGCUGGUAAAUUUUUAACAAACAGCUCUCAGGGGGGAAACGUAUGCAUACCUAUAUGUACAAAACUUUAUUAUAAAUUUUACUGAUAUAAAGGAUGUGUAGCACACAAUUUACAAAUAAUAAUAUACAGUACUCUUUAUUGUAAAAUCCAUAUAGCCAAUUGAUUCUCACAGAAUGCUGUUGUUGAUUUUUUGCCAAACUCUUGUAUCCAUAGCCAGUGGUGUGCUGGCUGUGUUGGGGGUGGUGGUGGAGGAGACUUUCUGUACGCAUGCUGCAGAGAGCAACUGGGCAAGGAGAGAGCCAGGGGACCUAUGAGGGGGUGGGGUGGGGAGUGUAUCAGAGGGGCGGAGAUUUACAUGCUGAGAAUCAGCCACCUCCUUCCCACGCCCAAGCCACCCUUUUCCACGGCUUGGUUACCUGAGGUGCCUGCAUGUCACAGCCCUGGCCAGCGUCUUGCAUUUACUCCAAAUUUUUACCUUAUUCUGCCUCUGAGAAUGUGCGUGAAGGAAGGAGGAAGGCAUCCUAGAGCUCCUGAUGAUUUUUCAACCAGCUGGCAAAAUUCUUGAAAAUUUAACAAUCUAGUCUCGUGAACCAGUACAAACUGGCUCCAGCACAUCGCUGAAAAGGGUAUGAAAAACUACACGUCUCCCAUUUGUCAAACUUUAUCCCAUCUUCAACCCACUUCUUUCCUUUGUUUCUUUUUUGCAUUGUUUUGCUUCCUUCUGAUUGUUGUCUUUUUCCUUUUCUCCUUGUUUUGGGUAUUUUGGAGUAUUCCAUCUGGGAACUAAUAAAUGGUAGAAGAGAAGAAAAGUAGGUUUUUAUACCCCACUUUUCUCUACCUUAAGGAGUC